This is a messenger RNA of Morone saxatilis (striped sea-bass), 3322 nucleotides long. It is a transcript of the gene hoxc5a, whose product is annotated as homeobox C5a. Gene Ontology annotation, molecular function: RNA polymerase II cis-regulatory region sequence-specific DNA binding; DNA-binding transcription factor activity, RNA polymerase II-specific. Gene Ontology annotation, biological process: regulation of transcription by RNA polymerase II; anterior/posterior pattern specification. NCBI's taxonomy places the organism in Eukaryota, Metazoa, Chordata, Actinopteri, Moronidae. The transcript is spliced from 2 exons. Bases 199 to 885 code for a protein of 228 amino acids. Gene Ontology annotation, cellular component: nucleus. The record is from RefSeq and is a predicted model, not a curated record.
CGGAUCAAGAAUUAAAAAAAAGAUACCAAAGCCUACUCCACCUAUAAAUCCUGGAUUAUUUUUUUAGGGCAGACAGCUCUGAAUUUUCCAAAAGCGGCUACAAAGAAAAGCAAUGAUCAACAAAAACAAGGAAAUAGCCGCAACAUACGCCCCGCAGCCCUCUCUACUUUAAAAAGAAAGUGUCGGUGAUAGUUAAAAAUGAGCUCUUAUGUUGACAGCUCCAAUCUCAGGCAAACAAGCGAGACAACUUCUCCUAACACUAUGUUUAGUUUCGAUCUAUCUGGGCGCAGGUCCAGCCGUUAUGAGGGUGUUAAUGUGAACGGGAUAUUCACUUGUCCCGUCCCCACGACCUCUGUUGAACGGGAGGAGAUGAAAACUAGCCUGCGUGGCAGUACGGAUACUCCUCUCCCGUCAGGACCACAGAUAACCAUGGUCUCCAGUAGCUCGUCCGUGGAUGCCAGCGGGCUCAACUACGGCAGCAGCACGCUGCUGGGACUAGGGGCAGACAUAGACCCGGAGAGGAGCGCAAAACCGGGCGGCAACAAGAGCCAGGAGGGCGAGAGAAACGCGGAGAACACGCAAACGAUGAAACGAAGCACAAAAGUGAGCCAGCGGCAGGACAGUGAGCAGCGGCCACAGAUUUAUCCAUGGAUGACAAAACUGCACAUGAGCCACGAAUCGGAGGGUAAGCGGUCCAGGACCAGUUACACCCGCUACCAGACUCUGGAGCUGGAGAAAGAGUUUCACUUCAACCGGUACCUGAGCCGCCGCAGGCGCGUAGAGAUCGCCCACACCCUGUGUCUAAACGAGAGGCAGAUCAAAAUCUGGUUCCAGAACAGACGAAUGAAGUGGAAGAAGGACUCAAAGAUCAAAGUGAAGGAGUAAAAGUGCACCAGUGAACGGGGUGCAUGCAGCACGUUUUCAGCCCCACACUGCACAGUGCAGGAGUGCCGCCUGACCUCCGGAUGAACUGCUAGGAGCAAUGACAUCAUGACACCGCUCUGUGUGCUUCAUCACCAAUUAUGUGUCACUUGCUGCAGUUUGGGACCUAAUGUAUUGAAUAUCACUCACUUUGAUCAAUCGGUUUACAUUUCUAAAUUAAUUUGCUGCCCAUGCGAUGAUAACCUCACUUUACUGCACGAAGGGGACACGAGGUUGAGGGGAGCUGGGGUCCUUCACGCUGCAAGGCUUUGCUCUGCAGUGCACUGAAAGGCUGCACAAUGCUACUAAUAAUCUAUGUUUUUUAAUUAGGAUAAAAGUAGUGGAGGCUGGGUGACAGCCUGCAUCAUGUCCAACUCUAUAUCAUCGUCAUGUGAUAAAACUUCAAGGUCAGAAUCAAAUAAAGGCUGAACUAUUUCUAACUCCUUUGGAAAUCAGUUGAAUAGUUUUUUCCACCAGUAAAAACUACUUUUCCCACCUCUUUCCUUUUCUUUUUUCAAAUUAAUGUCGCAGUGCAAACACGUUAGGCCGUGGUCGGAUGUGUGUUGUAUCCAGUGAGCUAAUAUCUUUGUGAGUGGAUUUCUGUCAAAGGCAUCGUCCAUGUUGUCUGUCAUAUGUGAAUCUAAAUCAUUGUGUAUAAUUCAACGACUGUAUGUGAUAAUAUUGUGAUGUGCAAUGAAGCCAUUUCUCUUGCCCCUUUGUAAACUUUAAGGUGCCUGGUUUACACAAGGCCUGGAAUAACUGAUAGGAUGGCUUAAUUGUUGACUGUAACCAAUAAAGUCUCAUCAUUAAAAGUGAGGAAAAUACUAUACUGUCAGUAUGAACAUUUCUGUUAUUUUUCUGACAUAUAAGGGGUUUGUAGCGGACUCACACAGCUCACGCAUAUUUAAUUACUUUUGUGCUUUAAGUCCACUGAAUUAAACCACUAUAGAAAUUGUAUUCCACCCCCCCUACUUCUCUUUUGUUUUGUCCUCCUGAUCACGUUUUAAGUCUGGCUCGGAAUCCACAGAAUUUCAUUGACUGACAAAUGCGCUCUGAAGUUUAAGGCCCUCAUAAAACUUUAUUGCCCCUUUUCCACCACUCCACCACAGGCAGACUCCGUUUCCUGUUUGGUCAGGGAAGGAAGGGACACACUAGCCUGUGAUAACACUCGCCCACAACACAACGUGGAUGCAAAACUUUGGCUUCCUGUGGCCGCAGACUGACGCGCCAUCACUGUCGAGGCCAUAUGGCGACUUUAUGAUAUCGCCCUGCUCUUUAAUCCUGGCAUCAUUACACUGUAGUUAAAUCAACACUAUCUGCUACUAUGGAGGACAUAAAACCAUGCCAGUUGCUGGGUGUCUGUAUUCGGCAGCAGCUUUUGUAGAAGUAGUAGUAUGACGCAGUAUAGCCCACGGUUAGGAGGUAAUUUCUCUAUAGCACUACUUAAAGAAAAUAAAAAUCAACUCACCUCUCAAACUAAUAGCUUCCUAUUCAACUUCCUUGACGGUUAUGAGAACCGGUCAGCGCAGCGUCCACUUUCUCUGCGCUCUGUUAGGCCUAACCUAUACAUGGACAAUGUAUUGAAUCCCUUUUUGUAUGUCUUUCUUUUAGGGUAUUUUAAAGUUUACAAGGUUACAUAUGCCAAUUGCCCCAAGCAGGGCCUGUGAAUGGUGCAUAGGAAGCACGUGGUGUCAUUUAAGUGGGUUUUAUGGCCUGGAAGAGCUGACAAACCUUCGAUAUAUACACAUCAUAUAUAAUCUUAACUGUCCGGAAUCGCAGCUGCUGGCUUCCCCUUAUCUGAGGAAGAAAGGGCUUUGUGGCAGUGAGGAUGCAGUACCUUUCUCCGGACUGUGUAGUCGGGUGGUGCGGAGCUGAGAGCUGCUGCAGUAAGUUGCUUUUUAACUUUGCCUUUACAGGCCUGCGAUUGUGCCGUUAUUUCACCGUGAAAGAAUAUAGUUUAUAUUAGUGUGACUUUAAAUGCAUGGUUGUUCAAAUUAUUAACUUCAGAAUUAACGGUAUUAAUUGAUAGUGAAUAUAUGCGUUUUAUAAUUAUAGAACAAUUACAUUUUUUUUAAAUAAUCGGGAACCUGUUCGUUUUUAGAUGUUUUAGAGGAUAUCUGGUGUCGUACAUUUCGUCGGACAGAAACGGGAUAAUACGGAAAUACCGCUCAUGGUCAUUGUGUUGUCAUGAGGUUUAUUUUUUUUUCGCAGCAUCAUCUUUAUAUUUGUACCAGAUUUUGAUCGUAGGGAAUAAAAGCAAAACGUGGAUGUUUUAAUGCCUCUCAACAGAUUUGAGACACAGUGGCAGUCCGUUUGAUUCAACAGUUUGUUUUGCAUGUUAGUCCUGUCAGUAAGAGCACAGAAAAAAAACAUUUUAAAGGUGACUGUGACGAAAAUGAAA